Messenger RNA from Xylona heveae TC161, 1905 nucleotides. Its product is annotated as anthranilate synthase component 1. The record is from RefSeq and is a predicted model, not a curated record. Gene Ontology annotation, biological process: L-tryptophan biosynthetic process. Bases 146 to 1777 code for a protein of 543 amino acids. Lineage: Eukaryota; Fungi; Ascomycota; Xylonomycetes; Xylonales; Xylonaceae. Gene Ontology annotation, molecular function: anthranilate synthase activity. The transcript has 5 exons.
CCCACCAGCGUUUAAAAGGCACAGCCCACGCUUCAGUUCAAGCCUCGAAUUAAUUGUCAUAUAGAUUUGCUUGUUUGGUUGAUACUAUUCCUAUAGAUUGGACUGGUCACUCAGAAAACACCAUCAAUCUAACAUACCGCCCGUAAUGGUGUACCGAGGAGAUAUACGCCCGACGGUCGAAGAGGCCCGGGACAUCCUCUCUAAGACUAUCACAUCUUCAAAACCCCCGAACCUGCUUCCUCUCUGCGUUACGAUACCCGCCGACCUCCUCACCCCGUCCCUCGCAUAUUUGAAGAUUUCGGCCAAAUCAAAGUCAAAGCUUUCCUUCCUCUUUGAAAGCGCCGCCGGUGCAGAAACAGUUGGCAGAUAUUCUUUUGUCGGCGCAGAUCCCAAGAAAGUAUUCAAAACCGGCCCCGGCCAUGGCCCUGAGACCGACCCUCUGCCCCUUCUCGAAGCAGAGCUUGCGCAAUACCGUGUGGCUUCUGUCCCAUCACUCAAUCUGCCUCCCUUAGCUGGUGGCGCAAUUGGAUAUGUCUCUUACGAUUGCGUGCGGUACUUUGAGCCCAAGACGCGGCGAGAUAUGAAGGAUGUCCUGAAAGUUCCUGAGAGUCUCUUCAUGCUCUUCGACACCAUUGUCGCCUUUGACCACUACUUCCAAGUGACCAAGGUCAUUACCUACGUUCCUGUGCCGGAAACCCUCUCCUCUCUGGAUGCCGUCUAUGCCCAAGGCCGCGCUGUUAUUGACGACACCAUCUCAACGCUCAUGAGCUCGCACAUUCCUCUUCCCGAGCAACCUCCGAUUGCCCUUAACCAGGAAUACACUUCGAACAUUGGCCGCGAAGGGUACGAGAACCACGUACACAGACUAAAGAAGCACAUUUGCAAUGGCGACAUUAUUCAGGCUGUCCCCUCACAGCGCUUCUCCCGCCCCACGACACUCCACCCGUUCAACAUCUACCGCCGCCUCCGCACCGUCAAUCCCUCACCUUACCUCUUCUACAUUGAUUGCGAAGACUUCCAGCUCGUCGGCGCCAGCCCUGAGCUCCUCGUGAAAUCCGAAAAGGGCCGUGUUCUGACCCACCCGAUUGCCGGAACAGUCAAGCGCGGCGCAACGCCCGAAGAAGACGAAGCGCUGGCGGACGAACUGCGCAGCUCGCUCAAAGACCGCGCCGAACACGUCAUGCUCGUGGAUCUUGCGCGUAACGACAUUAACCGCAUCUGCGACCCGCUAACGACCCGCGUCGACCGCCUCAUGACUGUCGAAAAGUUUUCCCAUGUCCAGCACCUUGUCUCCCAGGUCUCUGGCGUCCUGCGGCCCGAUCAGACGCGGUUCGAUGCCUUCCGCUCCAUUUUCCCCGCCGGCACCGUCAGCGGCGCUCCAAAGGUCAAAGCCAUGGAGUUGAUCGCCGAGCUCGAGGGCGAGAAGCGCGGCGUGUACGCCGGUGCCGUUGGCUAUUUCGGCUAUGGCGGAGUCAAGGUCGACGGCGACCACGUCUCAGAGAUUGAAGGCGCUAUGGAUACAUGUAUUGCUUUGCGAACAAUGAUGGUAAAGGACGGUGUAGCCUUUUUGCAAGCCGGAGGCGGCAUUGUCUUCGACUCUGACCCCUACGACGAAUGGAUGGAAACCAUGAACAAGCUCCGCGCAAACAUGACGUGCAUUUCGUCCGCAGAGGAGCGGUACUUGUCCAUACAGAGUCUAGGCGACGCAGCCGUUGAUGGAAUCAGUAGUAGUACCGAUAGUCAAAAGCCUAGAGCGCAUGUCGAUUUUGCUGCUUAAUUAUAUCCAUUUUUUCCUUUUCCUUCUUCCUUUCCCUUUUUUUCUUUCCUCUUCUGUUUCCUUUUUCCUAAGAUGUUAGCUUCUCCAUCUCCUUCCUUUUUUUUUCUCUCUCUUUUUCCCCCACCUCC